Molecule: messenger RNA, 1012 nt
Organism: Phalacrocorax carbo (great cormorant)
Lineage: Eukaryota; Metazoa; Chordata; Aves; Suliformes; Phalacrocoracidae
Source: RefSeq, a predicted model, not a curated record
UCGUGCCCGGCGGGGAUGGGCGGACGAGCUGCCGCUGGAGGAGGGGGCGGCGGCGGCUGGCGCUCAGGUUUCCCGCGGCCUGCGCCUCCCGGGCACGCUGCCGGUGUAGCGUGGCCGGAGGUGGGGGUCUCGCCGCCCCCGCCAGCCUCACCCCGCCGGAGGCUGGCUCCAGCGCCGCGGCCCUGCGCGGGCGCAGGCUGCGGGCGGCUUGGCGGCACCCGCUUUGCCCGCCGAGAGCGAGCGCUCUUUAACACGCAGUGCCUUUUUCCUCGUCCUACGCAGCUGGCUAAAGACCUAGUGCAUCCCUCCCUGGAGGAUGAGAAGAGAAAGCACAAAAAGAAGCGACUCGUGCAGAGCCCAAACUCCUAUUUUAUGGAUGUGAAAUGUCCAGGAUGUUACAAGAUAACCACUGUAUUCAGCCAUGCUCAGACAGUUGUUCUGUGUGUAGGGUGCUCAACUGUCCUGUGUCAGCCUACUGGGGGGAAAGCCAGGCUCACAGAAGGCUGUUCAUUUAGAAGAAAGCAACACUGAACACUUCAGCAUGUGGUUCUGGAUCUGUGUUCCUGAAAGCCUUACCCAUUUAAAAAUGCCUGUUAAUACAAUAUGUAAUUACAAUUAAUUUUGUAAAAAUUAUGUGCUACUGGUGACUAACGAGCUGCAAUCUCUUUUUCAAUAAACGAAGUACAAGUUUCUCCUGCAAGUUUGCAGGCAGCUGAGCUUUAUCUUUAUAAUUUUACUUUAAACUGCCUUGUUAAUUGAGUGGUGUCAUUUAAUGUAAAAACCUUGGACUGGCUGUGUUCUUCCCCUUGUUACUCACCAGCUACAGAAGUGUAAUGCAUAUAGUGACAGCAACUGCUAUAAGAAUGUAUUUUGUAUUCCUUACUACUGCAGCUACCCUAACUGUAAGGACUGCAAAAUCUAGACAGAUUUAAUACUGCUCAUUUGCUUUCAACAUUGCUUUAGUCCCUUUACCAUGUUGAAUAAUGUAGUGAUAAAUAAAAAUAUAAAGUUA